CCUUCAGGAUAUCAAGAAACCAGACCGUGAUGAUUGGGAGAAUGGGCUGAAUGCAAUGGAGUGUGCAUUACACUUGGAAAAGAGUGUGAAUCAGUCACUACUGGAACUGCACAAACUGGCCACUGAUAAAAAUGACCCCCAUUUGUGUGACUUCAUUGAGACUCAUUACUUGAAUGAGCAGGUGAAAUCCAUCAAAGAAUUGGGUGACCAUGUAACCAACCUGCGCAAGAUGGGGGCCCCCGAAUCUGGCAUGGCGGAGUAUCUCUUUGACAAGCACACCUUGGGAAACAGUGAUAGUGAGAGCUAAGCCUUAGGCUGUCUUCCCGAGCCACCUGAGA
This is a messenger RNA of Mustela erminea (ermine), 338 nucleotides long. RefSeq names its product ferritin heavy chain-like. Bases 56 to 307 code for a protein of 83 amino acids. Lineage: Eukaryota; Metazoa; Chordata; Mammalia; Carnivora; Mustelidae. The transcript has a single exon. The record is from RefSeq and is a predicted model, not a curated record. Gene Ontology annotation, biological process: iron ion transport; intracellular iron ion homeostasis. Gene Ontology annotation, molecular function: ferric iron binding; ferrous iron binding. Gene Ontology annotation, cellular component: cytoplasm.